CCCACCCGCCCUCUCCCGGCCCGCAGCCUCACAGAAAGUUUUUCUCGUUGGAGGGACCGGAGCCGCCGCGGGCCUUUCGGAAGGGAAGGGGGACAGAAAAGGAGACGAUCGACGCGCGGGCCCGGGGAGUGCAUGGUGCCCGGCGCCUCUGCCGCCAGUCAGGAGGACAUUGGGGCGGGGUCCGGCUGAGCCUACCUCCCUCUUCCCCCUGCCUUGCCAGAAAUCGCCCUCCCGGACUGCCGCGGGGGUCCCCGCUCCUCAGCCCGCCAUGUCCCGGCUGUUGCCGCUGCUGAGGAGCCGGACCGCGCGCAGCCUGAGGCCGGGCCCGGUCGCCGCCGCCGCCGCCGCGCCCCGCCCGCCGUCCUGGUGCUGCUGCGGGCGGGGGCUGCUGGCGCUCGCGGCCCCCGGCGGCUUCCGAGGGCUGGGCACCCACCCCAAGAAGGAGCCCAUAGAGGCGCUGAACACGGCGCAGGGCGCGCGCGACUUCAUCUACAGCCUGCACUCCACCGAGAGGAGCUGCCUGCUCAAGGAGCUGCACCGCUUCGAGUCCAUUGCCAUCGCCCAAGAAAAGUUGGAAGCUCUACCACCCACCCCAGGACAGCUGAGAUAUGUAUUCAUCCACAAUGCGAUACCUUUCAUAGGGUUUGGUUUUUUGGAUAAUGCAAUUAUGAUUGUUGCAGGAACCCAUAUUGAGAUGUCUAUUGGAAUUAUUUUGGGAAUUUCAACUAUGGCAGCUGCUGCUUUGGGAAAUCUUGUGUCAGAUUUAGCUGGACUUGGACUUGCAGGCUACGUUGAAGCUUUGGCUUCCAGAUUAGGCCUGUCAAUUCCGGAUCUUACACCAAAACAAGUGGACAUGUGGCAAACACGUGUUAGUACACAUUUUGGCAAAGCUGUUGGGGUGACUAUUGGCUGCAUUCUAGGAAUGUUUCCUUUGCUUUUCUUUGGAGGAGGUGAAGAAGAUGAAAAACUGGAAAAGAAAAAUUAACCCUCUUAGAGUAUCUAUAAAAAAAUGUAAACUAAUGUACCUCAGUUACUAAAUAUGCUGUCACAACAUUUAGGAAUUAAGACAAUAACAGUGUAUAGAUAUGGGAUCAAAUAAUUCAGCAUGUAUUAUGGAAAACACUAACUUAUUGUGGCUUGGUUUUCUUAGGACAUCUUUUUAAAAAUGUUUAGUAUCCAUUUUGUGUAAAUUGUUGAAAUGCUUUUUCAUCAGUGGCAGUCAACAUUUUACCUUUUUCUUUUUCCUUAUAUAUCAAAAUAUCAUUUAAGUAUCAGUCAUUGACAUACUGUACUGAGUUGGGGUUUGAGUAUUUGUUACUUCAUGUGUGUGCAUGCAUGAAAGGAUCUUCCGUCUUCGCUGUUGUUCUCUAGUUACAACUCAGCCUUGAGAUUUUUGCCACAUUAUUUAAGGUGUUUAAUAUAAGUUAAAGGUUUUUUUUUUUUUUACUCUAUUUGGCAACAUGAAUUUUGUACUGUUUUACAUUGAACAUUUACAAUCAUAUAAUUUUAGUCAUUUUUUAAACUCUUAGUCAAUUCAAGAUAAACACACACUUUAAGUAUUCUAAGUAUCUAUUACUCAUUUUAAUUUUCUGACCUCACUGUCUCAAGAGCCAGAGGUUUAAUCAGAAUGAGUAAUUUAUGUGGUGUCCCUACUACAUAAAACCAUGUAUGUUAAUAAGUGUAUUAUUGUUAGUUGAUUUUUUUAAUCUUUAAUUUCUCAAUUUUGAAUCAUAACAUGGUAGCUUCUGCUCCUAAGGAGAAGAAAAUGAUUAUUUUAGGGUCUUUUAUAAAUGGGGAUUGUGGAAUUAAGGUAAAAUAAGGGGUUUGACAUGACACUUGGAGAUUAAGAGGCUAAAAUUUUUUUUAGAGAAAAAGAAAAUGGGAACUGUCAAGAUGGCUUAUGGUAUAAGUGGUGAAGUUGAAGUUGUGUUUGGGAGGUUAAUGAGAUACAAAUUUGAUUGUUUGGGAUGGAUUUCUUUUUCCCCAAAGCAUCUUCUCAUCUGAAUUGAAUGAAUCUGAGUCUCCAUACUCAUAAUCUGAUGUUUUGUUUAGUGUGUUUUAUUUCUGGAUAACUUACUUUGAGGUGAAGACUAAAUAUUUUAUAUUUUUCUUUUUUGCUAUGAAUAGUCUAGUAGUCAAAAGUUACGUGAGAAAUCUUUUUUUUUUUUUUUUUGGUCUUCUUCUUUUGUGAUGUUUAAAUAAUAUUCUGGGUUGAGAUUGCUUUUCAGCCUUGCAUAUCUAACAUAUAUAGUACAACUAUAUAUGAGUCAUAAAUUCUAAUUUUAUGAGCCCUUAAAGUUGGUUAGCAUGUGGUCUGUUACAUGUGCUAAAAAAUUACUCUUACUUGUAAGAGUAAACACAUCAUGGAGGAGAAAAACUGAAAUUAAAAUAACUGGGCCACUGAAAUUAUUUAUGUUGCUAAAUAGAUGCAAAAGAAGGAAAACUUCUAAGAUGGCUGUAUUUAUAGUUACCUUAGUUUAAAGUUUUAUUUGCACAUAUUUACUUUGACCUCUUAUUUUCAGAGGGGCUGUUUUUUCCCACAAGGCAAUUUGUCAUAAAUUACCAUCUGUGCACUCCAAAAUAAUUUAGAGCUCUCCUUGAAUCAUAGAUUUUUGAGAAAAAAGAAGAAAAUAAAUCAUAUAAUAUAAAAAUAAAUAUAUGACAUUCUUAUUAUGUACAAUAAUACAGUAGUCUCAUUUGAUCAAAUUAGAAUUAUAGAACUUGACUUCUUAAGGAGAAUUGUGGUUUUUAUGUUCCACAUAGUACUACAUACACACCAAAAAGAAUUUUUUUUAUUAUUUUAGCUGAAAGGAUUAGAGUGCUUAUUUAAACAAUUUUUUUAAAUGUCUAAGUGCAUUUGUUCCUAACUUGUAUAUUGCCAGUCCUUUCUGUUUUCUAAAAACUAUUUUAUUGUGGUGCUUAAUUUUUCUUAUUAAUUAAAUCCCAUAUCCAGAAACCUUGCCUGUGAGUUUAGAAAGGGCUUUGAUUAUUGGUUUUCACUUUUUGCUCUUGAAAGUAAUCCAGUCCUACGGAAGAUUUCAGUUUAGCUGAAUGUCUACAGAAUUAUUUAAAGUGUCAAAACAUAGCAUAUAUAACCUUCAUGUUGAAAGAUAUUUUAAUUUGGGGGCACAAUAAAUAUUUGAAUCAUUCAGAUAAUUAACUUUCAAAAAAUGGAGACCUUUUGUCCUUAACCUAAGGUACACAUCUUUUCAAGAUCUUAUUCUACAUGAGUAUUGGUGCUUGGCACAAAGUGAUUUCUGAAAAAUGGCUCCCUUUAAGAUAAUGACUUCAUAAAAUCAUAGUUUCAUGGUACUUGUCACAAAUAACCUUAUUUCAGAUUGAAACUGGAAUCUUUUUUCUCAUAUUAGCUAUUUCUUUAUUGGAAGCACCAUAACUAUAGUUAAAUACAACAUGAGCUACUUUAGUACUGUUCGUUUGAAAUUCAUGUUGUCUGUGUAUUAUGAUUUAUUGACUUGUUGAUGCAUGUGAAUUGGGUGCAUUUUGUUGCCACUGUAUGUUAAAUGGUGACCAAUGUUUUUACAAAGGAAUUGAACAAAAAAAUAUCUUUUAAGAAAUUUGGAAUGUGGUUUUGAUUUUGAAAUUUGAUUUUCUUCCUAAUCUCUAAGGGAGGACUCUGGUUAUUCUGUCACUAAAGGAAAUAGAAUAAAUAAAUGCAGAUUUUUUACAGGGUUGUAGC
Molecule: messenger RNA, 3697 nt
Organism: Neomonachus schauinslandi (Hawaiian monk seal)
Lineage: Eukaryota; Metazoa; Chordata; Mammalia; Carnivora; Phocidae
Gene: TMEM65
Product: transmembrane protein 65
Biological process (GO): cardiac ventricle development; regulation of cardiac conduction
Cellular component (GO): mitochondrion
Source: RefSeq, a predicted model, not a curated record